This is a messenger RNA of Electrophorus electricus (electric eel), 3750 nucleotides long. RefSeq names its product NME/NM23 nucleoside diphosphate kinase 4 (gene nme4). Lineage: Eukaryota; Metazoa; Chordata; Actinopteri; Gymnotiformes; Gymnotidae. The record is from RefSeq and is a predicted model, not a curated record. Gene Ontology annotation, molecular function: nucleoside diphosphate kinase activity. Gene Ontology annotation, biological process: CTP biosynthetic process; GTP biosynthetic process; UTP biosynthetic process.
AAAAAGUACAUUUUUGUUAGUGCCCUGGCGUCUCUGUAGGGCGUUACAUUUGGAUUCUUGACUCUUAACUAACACAUUGAAGAGUCUGCAUUAAUUUUAUUUUUUUUGCCCACAUACCGGUUUAUGUGAUUAUGGCAGCAGUUUCACACCGUUUCGUAAACCGUUUUCUCCUUCAUGGAGUGCGAGCUAGGAGUUCCAACCAGAGCCUCUGGUGCGCCCAGCGGACUUGGUUACAUGGAAACGCACGGAGCCAUAGUGCUAUCUCAGAUAUUCCUGGUGUAAAAGAGAGGACUUUGGUUGCCGUAAAGCCAGAUGGUGUGCAGAGGCGUCUAGUUGGUCAGAUCAUUAAACGCUUUGAGCAGCGAGGCUUCCGAUUGGUCGGGCUGAAGAUGGUGCAGGUGUCUGAGGAGUUACUGGACCAACAUUAUGUGUCUCUUCAUAAGAAACCUUUCUAUCCCAGCCUACUGCGCUAUAUGACCUCAGGUCCCGUGGUUGCCAUGGUGUGGGAGGGGCACAAUGUGGUAAAAUCCACACGUAUGCUUGUGGGAGACACUAACUCAGCUGAAGCUAUGCCGGGAACUCUACGAGGAGACUUCAGUAUUCAUGUUAGCAGGAAUGUUGUUCAUGCCUCUGACUCCACAGAGGUGGCACAAAAAGAGAUCUCACUGUGGUUCCAGUGCUCCGAGUUGAUUGACUGGGAAUGCUGUGACCAUGGCAACAUCUACCAUCCAUGAGCGACGGUGUGUGUGAAAUGUGCAGGCAGCGUGAAUAUCAGAUUAGUGCCUGUACCAUAUGCUGACGUGCUCCUUGGGAGUUUAAAAGCUGGAGCACUUAAUAUGUUGCUUCUGUGUAAAUUAUUAUGAUUGGAAACAAUUGCCUACAUUUGUGCAAAUAGUUUUUAUCACUGUAAAGAGCUGUAAACAAUUCUGUCUUUUAAAGGCUCUGUAAUAAAUAGCAAAUUCUGUUAAUUUUGUAAUUAAAUUUAUGUGAUUAUUGCAAUUGGAAACAGUUACCUAAAUUAAUGCAAAUGCAAAUAUAGUUUUCAUCAUUAUAAAGACAGCUGUAAAAAAUUAUAUAUUUUGAUAGACUUUUGAUAGACUAAUAAAGAUGUUAAUUCAAAUGAUAAUGGUUUUCCAUAACAAUGCCAAAACACAGUCAUUUGAGUCUAGAGGCAGUUGAAUAUUAUAAUUUCUAGGUUGCUGAAAAACAUUUUAAAGGUAUAUUAAAAUUUUAAACUACAAAAAGUACAGCGAUUCAGAGUCAAAAUAAUCACACGUUUGUUUUUUGUUUUUUUUUGUUUUUUUUACAGUCAAGAACAUCCUUUUAUUCAAUCAGUUAAAGGUGCUGCUCUUUUCAAACUGUUUUUCUUAUUAUGGAAAAGAAAUUGUAAUUAACACAUGCAUUUCACCAUGAGCUCUGGAGGGUGUGUCUAGAAAGAGGGCAGCUGCUUUUAGGGUUAGUGAGGAAAUUGGGGGACAGGGCGAAGGCUGCUGGGAGAUCUAUUCUAAACGCAUCCCAAUGCCCUACACACUUAAAACAAAACAAACAAGCCAAAAAGGAAAUAGAAAAAAAUGUUCAAAGACGGAUGGUCAGUGCCAGAGAGGGACAGGGCUCUGUGAGGGGUCUUUCCACAGCCCUAUGGCUUGCACAUACUCCGUUCUCUCAUAAUCAUGGCUGAUACUGCUGCUGGCUUCAUGUGCUCAGGACAAGGAAAUAUUUGCAUAUUUAUCUGGGAAACAGGCAGGCUGCUGUACUAAAGCCUGAGUUUUGCUUUUGCUGGUGGCUUUUCAAGGCGUCUAAAUUGUCACUAUCGUCCAUGUUCUGCAGCAUCUAGGACCACGUCACUUUGGUCUGAGGGCUUGGCUCAUAAUUGUAGAUUACGCUGGGAUUUUGGUUGGGAGUUCCAGAUUCUUUUACUUCUGAGUCUGUCUCAUCCUUGGCUGGACCCAUUCCGUUAUAAGGUGCUUAGUCGUUUCAGGUAUUUUUCCACUAAGUGUUUAAAAUAGCUGGUCUCGUACAACCACUAAAAAGGUGCAUCGUCUACGAAAAUUCUCAGCGCAACAUCUUUGCUGCCUAAAUAUGCAAUAUUGACAAAAAAGCUUAAAACAAAACAAAACCAAAAGAUUAAAAAAAAAAAAAUUUGGUAGAAAAAUUAAAAUAAAUAGAAUCAAAACAAGAGUUACAAACCUAUUCUUUCCCAGCAGCCAGAUUCUUUCCCAUCACCCAUCAGAGGACUUCCUAUGUCAACCAGUUUCUUCCACGACUUCAUUCUAUGCAAUUCACUGCUCCCUGCUGGAAUCUGUCCUCCCUCAUGCACCCUUUGAUUGGACAUCCCACCAGAGCCCAUUGGCGUAACUUGUUCACUUACAUUAACUGUUCAAUGGAGAAGCUGAAGAGAUCGGUAUGGUAUACAAUGUGAAGCAUACAGACAAGAAUAACAUGUGAGCUAACUGCAUUCUGCUCAGACAAACGUUUUUGCAUUUUUUUUUAAAAACCCCUCCAUUCAGUGAAAAUGGGGUAGGGGACAGGAGAUGGUUAUGCGACUACAGACUACUCCAGUGUCCAAGAGAGGCAGAAGACAAGAGGACAGGAAGGAAAAGCAAGACAUAAAUUUUUUUUUUUUUUUUUUUUUUUUUGUCUUUUUCAAUUUUCUUAAUUAUCAACAAUAAAAAGAGGAACUAAGUCACACCAAUUUCCUUUAGUACUAUAUAUACUGCUUUGAAGAGCUCAAAGGAGAGAAUAUAGGAGCGGGUUGAAGGGGGGGGCUUUUCUGAGACGGACACUCAGGGUUACAAGAUGGAGUCUGUGAACAAAAGGCACUUUUUAGGGACAACCUUUAAGAUGCUCUGAAUCUAACACUACAUCACGAAACAAAUAUUUAGAGUAAUUUACACUGGGAACUGGCAAGGGAGGGGGUUUUUGUCAGGGGAGGGAGUGGGGUUCACUUUGUAACUCAAAACAUUUUCAGCUCCAGCUAUCAAAAUAUUGUUGUUUUCUUUCUACCAGUGUUUGGCAUGAGAUGGGAGUCUAAAUCAACUAUAGCUACCAAUAAAUUCACAUCACAUCUCCACAUACUCACACAUUUUCCCAUCUUAUUUUUGUUGUAUCAGCAGGGUUCGAGGGCAUUUGAGCUGUUUUAAAGCAUCUCCCAAGAAAAGGGAAGAUCUUGUCAUUUCAUUUGGAUGUGUUUUAAAAAUUCUAUGUACAAAAGCCAACAAAGUGCUAGCUUUGAGUGGGCUAAUGUCUUUAACAGAACUGACUGUGUAUUGUCGUGGUUUAGAACUCUUGUGACACUGGCCUAUACAAAGCAGUGGCGGCUGUCAAGGGGGAAAACCUUUCUUCUAUUCAAUAUUAUACCAUAGGCAAUGGAUAUCUUUGAAAACAGGAAAAUUCUAAUUUGCUUUUUAAGACUUUGAAUGCCUUUCAUUUCCCCUCUAAAGUAAAAGGUUGGGAGAAAAAUGCCUUUUGUCACAACCUCGACUAAAAUGAACCCCUCCCCCUAGUAAAUACUAAACAAGAAAUAGAGUAAUGCAUGAUUUUUCUAAAAUUUGCUUUAUGAUAACACUUUUUUUGUUAUUUAUGUAUAAUAGAGUUUGAAUGUACUUUAUGCCAUAAGAAGCACCAGUUUCAUUUAGUGAUAUAUAUUCUGAUGGGUUGCAUCAGCCAUGUGUUUCUUCAGCCCUCCCAAGUUUUGAGAACAAAUCACUACAAAUAAACAUUAAAAAAGCAAAAAAAAAAAAAAAAAAAAAA